AUGACCAUGAACAUUCUCAAAGAGGCGCCACGAGAAGCCAAGCUGUACAGUUCCAGGAAAAUAGCUCGAUCAGUCAAUGCAAACAUUGUCGCUGCUUGGGUAUUCUGGUUCAUAUUGUCCUCCUUAAUUCUGUUGUGUAUCCUUCCACGAGUAUUUGGAACGUCCCUUCGGAUGUCCCAUAUUGACCUCUAUUUUAAACCAUCCUCGGAAUUGGGAUGGACGAGAACGGUGGAUGAGGGGCUUGAACUUUUUUCAUUGUUCACCAACGAUUUGGCAGGUACCAAACAAAGCCGCUCCCGCUCCAAAUUUGCGUCCAUUUCAACCAACAUCUACACUUUUGAUUUUGCUAGUUGGUGCCGGAAAAACUCGAACCAGAAAUCUGUUGUCUGCUAUAGAGGUGAUGGAAUGAAUAUAGUAUCGGCUUUCGUUACAGAUUUCGGGUCACAAGUUGCAGAUAUCGGGAAUCUUGAAGACCCCCGCCUGUUUGGCCAAUCACUCGCACAAACCUACAGAGACAUAGUGAAUGACUUGGACAGAAUCUUUCACCAACCAAAAGAAAAUAAAGGAACUCUAGAUUUGGAUAUGGACAAGCUUAAAAUAGUGCACAGGCUUCAUGUAUUUGAGAAUAUGGGCCGCACUUUAAUGACAUUAAGAAUUGUUCAUAUUCUUCUCAUGUGCAUCGUAUCAUUGACUGUAUGGACUCGAGAAAUACUAGCAGUUAACAAUGCGCCUGUGUUUUUCAAGUACAACAUCUUCAUGUGCUGGACCAUAUACGUUGUUUUAAAUUCUUGCACCCUCUUAUCGUUUUGCUUUUUUUCAAGCGAGACUGUGCUUAUCACUCGCCUAAAUGCGGCACUCACGAACCAUGGAGUUCGUUUAGUGCAAGGCCCCGGGAACAUAUUGCUACUCGUGGAGACAUUUGCGAGUCUCAUCUUUUCCUUGGUUGUUGUCUUCAGCGACUAA
Molecule: messenger RNA, 963 nt
Organism: Clavispora lusitaniae ATCC 42720
Lineage: Eukaryota; Fungi; Ascomycota; Pichiomycetes; Serinales; Metschnikowiaceae
Source: RefSeq, a predicted model, not a curated record